Molecule: messenger RNA, 802 nt
Organism: Diabrotica balteata
Lineage: Eukaryota; Metazoa; Arthropoda; Insecta; Coleoptera; Chrysomelidae
Source: the annotation of a GenBank genome assembly
AUUGCCACGUGGUAGUUCUUUAAGUUUUACACCGGCACUUCAGAUCUGCAUGACGUCAGCUACAAAGAUGCCUCCUACUCUUUCAGAAACUUCUGGAGAUGAAGACCAACUAGCAUUUAAGGUUAUAAAUCAAGAUAAUUUUUCAAUAGUAGUAGUAGGUCAACCAAUUUUGAAACCAUUUGACCAAUCAGUUCAAAAGAACAAACCUAACCUUAUAGUACAUCCUAUUCGAAGGAUAUCCAAGACAGUAGAAGAUGCUAAGCAAAAAGUUACAGAAAAGCCUAAUGGAUUAUUAAGUAGUAGUAAUGAAAAUACCGUCAAAGUGCGCAAAAAUCUUAGCUCUUCACAUGGAAAUUUAUGUCACAAUAAUAGUACUGUUCAAAUGAAAUUAGAGGAUUUAGAGAACCAACUAGAGUUAGAAAAUUUUAACAAAAUAUUAGAUUCCAAACUUAAGAGACUGCAGAAAAAUGAAAAUAAACAACAAAAACCUUCAUAUUCGGACCCGCCAACAUCUAGAAAGCCUUUUGUAACAACCGUUAAAAAGGGACAAUUCCUAGAACCGCCACCCGAGAUAGCAUUACUUAUGGGGGUCAAAAUAGAAGAACCAAAAGUUGUAAAGAAAAACCCAAAGGAGCUAAAAAAGCUGUACGCUUUUGCUAGUCAACCAAGACUUUUAAGUCGCACUCCGCCUAGAAGUGUGCAUCAGUCUAGAUGCGAAGCCGCAGCUUGGGCAGCAGCAAAAUUAGUAGGUACAGUUGUUGGCGUUAAGAAUGAAAAUGAGAAACUCAGGUUUGUAGAAUAA